Molecule: messenger RNA, 4768 nt
Organism: Wyeomyia smithii (pitcher-plant mosquito)
Lineage: Eukaryota; Metazoa; Arthropoda; Insecta; Diptera; Culicidae
Product: transmembrane protein 94
Exons: 9
Coding region: 354-4511 (1385 amino acids)
Molecular function (GO): nucleotide binding
Source: RefSeq, a predicted model, not a curated record
GUAUGUUUUGUGCGCCUGUACACACAACACAGGCAAAAAGCGUUUCGACGCGUUCGUCGAAAAUCGAUGUGAAAACUGGUUAAAACGUCAUAUGGUGGUGUUGUGUUUUGGAAGGAAAACGAAAAAUUUUCUCCCCCCUCAGCAGAAGAAACAGGUGUAACAUGUAAACAUUCGUAAGAAUUUUUUCUACGCGAAAAAAGAACCCACGUACUCAGGCAAGGUGAUGAUUAGUGAAGCUCAGAUAAGUACACUUAUCUCUGUUUGAUUGCGUAGCGUUACUCGCAGCUGGAGUCAGAAAAAUUUUAUGCGAAAAUUAAUUCAGCUGCGAUGUGAACUGGGACCGCGGAACGGCCAUGGGUUUGGAGAGCGAACUGCAGCGGAUUUGCUCGCCGCGCGUUACCGGCGAAGAACUUGGCGACCGGGAGUACCUCGGGUUGACGACGGUGAUCGCCUUGCAGAGGCUGCACGACGACGUCGAGGUGGUGCUGACUGCCUAUGAGGAAAGAUUUGCGAAGCAAAGAUGGUUCCUUCAGUUUAAGUCUUCAUUCGUGGGAAAUUUGACCAGUCCCCUGAACUGGUUUCCGCUACUGGCAUCGAUUGCACUCGUCGUGUCAUUUUUCAUUACCGGAUAUUAUUUUUCCGCAGGAUUUAUCCUGCUACUUCUGCUAUUUACUGUAGCGCUGAUAGUGCGUGAGAACAAUCUUCGCUGUACGGAAAUCUACCGAAAGGUACGUAGCGUGCUGGCGGAAAUAAAAUGCGGCGCUGAGCUGUGCAGGGAGUGGACAGCAGCCAACUAUCCACACAUUUGCAGUCCGCUGUCGCCCUGCGUGACCCUGCAAUGGACCUACCGAGAUGGGAAAAUAGUCAAUCUACCGUGGGCUCUCCUGGUUCGCGGAGAUCAUAUCGUGAUGCGACCGGGACAGGUAUCGCCCGGAACAUGUACGGAAAUCGCUGGCAAGCGAUCAUUCAAGUGCGGUGAAACCUACGGUUUGGCCCAAGUAAUGGAACCCCCGAAAAAGCCAGUCGCACGAGCUCCCAUGCCCGAUCUAAUUUGUGUGGUGGAAGUUACGCCUUUUCUGGACAACCUACGAACGACGCUGGAUAAUUUUCUGAACCGACCGACCACGAUUAUAAACCAACAGCGGGAUCUUCUCAUCACCAAGUGCAUCCAGCAGUGGGGCUGGCUAGUGGUUCUGGUUCUCACCCUGAUUGUCGGUGUGCUCCGCUAUCUGGGUUUCUACUUCAAUGGAAAAGUUCCCACUAACUGGCGAAAUGUGUUUCUUCUGAAUCCUUCCGCUGCGCUGCUGCCGAUUUUACCCCUGGUGUUUCCCUUUCUGUGGACUACGGUUAACCUGUGGGGAACGGCCCGGCUGGAGGCCCUUCUCUCGGUUCCCCAGUCGGUGAUGCGAGCCGCAGCACACAAAUCCUUCCAGGAAGAUUUAGAUACCCCAACGGGAGAUUUAGAUCAUGUAAAAUUACCCCGCCGGCUGGUCGGUUACUACUGGUGGCAACUAUUUUUCGGAAGAGCGGAAUUGCUCAGCCGAAGUGCGAAUGUGGUGCAAGUGCUUGGAUCAAUCACGGCCCUCUGCUGCGUGGACAAAAAGGGAAUUCUUUCGUGGCCCAACCCAACGGCGGAGAAAGUGUUCUUCCUGAGAAGCGCAUCCAAUGGUGAGAACAAUCACAACACUGACCAAUCCGAGCAGAGCAGUCUUAACUCGCAGUGCUGCCAGGAACACUACCACCCACUUUCGCAUAUACUAGAGCUGGGCUCGCAGAAGGAGGGCACCGGAGCGAUUGCCGAAGUGUUGGACCUUACCCACGACCAGCACAGUCCCUUCAAACUGGAAUUCGACGAUCAUGAUUACAAAAACCACCUGAGCUCGCUAAAACCGCUCGGUUUGGCCAUCCUCGUGAACACCUGCUGUCCGCUGACGCAGGCCCACUAUGCGAAAUUCUGCGGCCACGUGACGGCCGUCGCCAUGCUCGACAAGGAUUUGGUCCCCGUGACCAACCGGUAUGCGAUUGUAGAGUCCGGUUUGAAUUGCUUUAUGCAUGGCCGCUGCCUGUGUGAGUUGGCCCGCCAAAUUGGCUUCACCUCACAUGCACGGGACAUCUUCAACUUGGAAGGACAAAUCUCCAGUUAUCGACAUUUGCAACCGGACGUCGUCCGUCGGGAUAUCAAGUUCGCCCGAGCACUGCAGCUGGCCGCCAAGGUGAAGGUUCCCUUCCCGCACUCGCUGUCGGUGGUGAUGCGCGAGACGCCCGGAGGAUCGCUGCAGCUGCUCACGCAGGGGACGGCCGAUAUUGUGCUGGACAGCUGUGAUGACUACUGGGAUGGGCAUGAUCUGCAUCCGCUGACGGAGAAGGAACGCAAACGGGCACAGGAUUUCUACCAGCGGAGUGCCUUGACGGCGUACUGUACCGCGUUCGCCUAUAAACCGUUGCGGCAUGGAAUUACGGGGGCACUGUCUGGUGGGAUGGAUAGCGAGGUUGCCUACCUGGAGCUACCACCGGAAAGUAAGAAUCAUCGAGAUGUUUGUAGGCGAGAUAAUUCGAUCGAUUACGACCGAGGAGGAGCGCCUUUGACGCAUCAUUCUAUCAGCACAGAUUCGCUGUUGUUCAGCGAAAAUAAGGACGAAGAUAUUUCCGAUGUAGACGGAUGCUACGAUAUGCAGUGCCAUCAGGUGUUUAUUGGGAUGAUUACGAUGCAGUAUCAGGCGCAAACGGAUAUUGUUCAGCUGAUCGAACGUUUGGAGCGAGCAUGCAUUAGGUUUGUGCACUUCAGCAAAGAGAACGAACUUAGAUCGAGGGUGUUUUCGGAAAAGAUGGGUCUGGAGUCGGGUUGGAACUGUCACAUUUCACUGCUUAGUGAUAACGAUAGUGCAAUGCCUUCUCCAUCGAAAAACUUCGAGUUUAAGUUGCAUGCUUCCACCUCGAAUGGUCAGCAAUCGGAGGUAGAGGAGCAAAAUGAGUUGAAUAAAUUGCUUCCCAAUUUAGAGGCAUCAAAGGCGCUGAGCUCGUCGGCUCCGGGGGCAAUCUCUAAUCCGGAUUCAAACCUUCUGGAUCCCCAAACGGGUCAAAAUCAGCGGGAGCCUUCGAUGGAACGUUCAAUCAAUAGUUACGAGAUGAAAGAUCUACGACAUUCGCAGCGACAGCAGAGAAGAAAUUCUCAGGACUCGGCCCUAGAUUGUGCUGCGCAUGACGACAACUGUCGGUCGUUGAGCUGCCUUACGGAUAGCACCGAGCAGAGUGCCCCCAUCAACUUCGACAUGUCCAAUCGAGCGAAACUUCCGCGAGGAAUCGAAAAUAUACGUCCACAUUUAGAAAAUGUGGACAACGUUCCCCUGCUGGUCUCUCUCUUCACCGAUUGUUCCGCAGAGGCCACCAGAGAGAUGCUAAAAAUCAUGCAACAAUACGGAGAGAUUGUAGUCUGCUUGGGCUCCUCUGCCUCAAACUCCAAUCCGGAAAUUUUCCUCCAGGGUGACUGUUCAAUCGCUAUCGAACCGCUCUAUCCUCAGGUUUGUCAAGAUUACCCCGCGUACACGGAGUCGAACAUCUACAACAACCGGGCCAAGUUGAAUCCACCCAACCAGAGCAAACUCUUCCGAUCGAUCCCGGAACCGGUGGUUACCGUAUCCCCCAUCUACCUCAGCCGAUUGUUGAACUCGAUCUCGUGCUCGAUCGCAACCUGCCGGGACGAUCCGAUUUCCAUUGUAGCCGUCAUAGAGCUUUCGCGUCGCUUUCUCCAAGGACUUUGGAGCUGUAUUCAGUUUUGGGCCUGUUGUGGAGUUUCCCUAGCGGUAAUGAACACCGUCACGGCAAUCCUCUCGCUGCCGCCAAUGAUUCUGCCCCAUCACGCCCUGUAUCUGAUGUGCUUCGCAGUACCCCUGAUCUGUUUGUCUCUUCUCCGGAUCGACGUCGAUCCGGCAAUCAUGAAGCGUGCGACCGGUAAAAAGCAAACUUCCCUGGAUUCCCGACUGAUAGUUUUCGUCAUUUGGUGCUAUGGCAUCAAAUUCUCGCUGGUCGUGCUGUUCAUGGUUAUCUCCUACUGCUCCUUCCUAUCGCACCCGAUCGAGAUUUUCGCCGACGAGGACGAAGACGACGACCAAAGUGACGUACCGGAAAACUUCCAAAACGACCUUGCGGUCGCCCGUAGCUUCAUCCUGCUCGGGACAAUCCUACAUCUCGUCAUCGUCUCCGCAUCGUUCGUCCACCGCGACUACACCUGCUUCCGGCGCAACCCGCUGAGCAACCUGUGCUGGGUUUCGGUGGCUGCCGGUCUGCUGCUGUUCCACACGUUGAUCAUCGUGCUGCACAUCUGCACCGACGCGUACUACUGGGCCGAGAUGGAACGGGUUUGGCCGAUCGUGCUGUUCCUGCUGUUCACGACGGUGCUCACGUUUGCGCUGACCGAGUUCUUCAAGUGGGAGGAAAUUAAAGUUAACAAUCGAUACAUUCGACGGGCGCGGCUAGACUUUGGCACCAAACUGGGCAUGAAUUCUCCAUUCUAGAAACCUAAAAAAUUUAAGACAACGCUGUUGUACGGCUGCUGAGUGUGCUUGUUUGUGUCCGUGUGGGCGCAUUAAGCUGUGUACCAUUUUGCGGGUGUGACUUAUAUGUAGAUAGUUUUUUUCUUCGCCGCUAAGUUUUGUCCCCCUCAAUGACUUUCUUCUACUUUACUAAUUACUGCUAUUAGCUGCAGUAUGCGUCGCAAAAGCUAGGUAUGUUAUUUUCAUUUGAAAAUAUAUUUACGAAAGUCUUCUUUGAA